Sorex araneus (European shrew) is the source of this 1981-nucleotide messenger RNA. It is a transcript of the gene LYSMD1, whose product is annotated as LysM domain containing 1. The record is from RefSeq and is a predicted model, not a curated record. The coding region runs from base 436 to 1107 and encodes 223 amino acids. The transcript has 3 exons. NCBI's taxonomy places the organism in Eukaryota, Metazoa, Chordata, Mammalia, Eulipotyphla, Soricidae.
GCAGUGCCCCGCGGCUUCCGGGGCCCGCGGGACUGUGGGAAAUGAAGUGUCUCUUGGAGAGGCGCGGCAGGGCCGGGCGCGGGUGGGUAGUCCGUCGGGGGCGACAGCGGUCUGGACGUGCGGUCCUGGCAGAAGAGUGAUCGGCCUGGUGCGGCCGCCGCGGGGCAAGCGGACUGAAGGCUCGGGCGGUGCUCCCGAGCGCCCACCCGGCGCCGGCCUGACCUGUCCGGCCCUCGGGGACCGGCCCGGCCGCGCGGGGCAGACGAGGGGGCGGCCGGCUCCUCUACCCGCGCAGGCGGAGCCGGCGUCUGAAGCCAGUGUGGCCAGCGGGGGUCCCGAGACGCGGGGCGGAGCUGAAGUCCCCGGGGUCGGGGAGACCCGAGGGUGCCGGCGAGGGCGCCCGCAGGACCCGCUGGGCAGGGCCGCCCGACGUCCAUGGCGUCCCCGUCCAGGCAGGCCCCGGCCGGCGUCCCCGCGCUGCUGGGCGGGGGCCGCGCGCGCUCCUACGGGAGCCUGGUCCGCGCCGCCUGCUCUCCGGUGCGGGAGCGGCGCCUGGAGCACCCGCUGGCGCCCGGGGACACGCUGGCCGGGCUGGCGCUCCGCUACGGGGUGACGAUGGAACAGAUUAAGCGUGCAAACCGCCUUUAUACUAAUGACUCCAUCUUCCUGAAGAAAACCCUCUACAUCCCCAUCCAGACAGAGCCCAGGGACAUCUUCAAGGGGUUGGAUUCUGAUGACGAGAAGGAUGGAGAAGAGGGCCAGUCAAGCAAGGAGGAUGUUUGGCCGCACUCAGCAGAGAGGACAAAGACAGAGCGAGGUUUGGGCAGUGCUGGUGGAGCUGCCACAGGCCAGGAGCCUGGCCCGGAUCUCUCGGCCUCUGACUUCCUCAAGAAGCUGGACUCCCAGAUCCGCCUAUCCAAGCAGGCUGCUGCCCAGAAGCUACAGGGUGGGGAUAUCAGGACACUUACAGCAGAUGCAGGACACUUACAGCAGCCCCCGAGCUCCCCCCGGAUGCAGCAGCAUGCUGUGCUUGGGCCUGUACCACUGACCCGGACCUCUCGCACCCGAACACUGCGGGACCAGGAGGAUGAGAUCUUCAAACUCUGACACAGUGGCCCCUGCAGAAGUGCCACAUGGAAGCAGCUGCUGCUGGGAACAGACUGCCUGAGGCUGAGGAUGUGGUUCCUCACCACUGCCGCCGCCUGGCCCUUCUGGGUCCUGGUGCAAGGCUAGUGGCCAGAUGGACCCUCCUAGGCUCUCCUGAGGGCAGCGCUGCCCUCUAGAUCAGGUGCUCUGGAUGUCCCGGCCCACCGCUUGGCCUUAGAGCAGGGAGGCAGGAGCCCCUUUCCCCAGCCCAGUCUGCCCACUUCCUGCCCAUCCCCAGUUUUGUAAUCUUAUUUAUUUGGUGCUAUGUUGAAGUCCUAUUUAUUUGCUCUCUCUUACUCUUUUCCCUCUUCACUGACAGUUGGGACUUCUAUAGGCCUCAGGUCCAGGUGUCCCAGGAAUUGAGGGUAGGCUGCGUCCCUACCUACUUAGCCAGGUUCAGGAUUAGAAGGAGCUAGGUGUGGUCAGCAGAGAACAUGGAUGGGGGCUAAGGCAGGGUGCAGCCUCUCUUUACCAGUUCAUUUUCUGCAUAACUCUUGGGCUAACCGAGCAGAGCGGAAGCUCCGGCAGGCUCCGGGCCACCCCCAACCCGGCCUCUGCUGGGGAGCUCAGGGCCAGAGCAGCUCUGCUGUGGAGUUGGCAGAGGAUGGAAGUGAGUCUGGGGGGCUCUGUUAGGCCACCCAGGCCCAUCCGUCUGGGGCUGGUUGCUCACUACAUUAUUUGCUGCUCCUAGCCCAAAUUUUCCCACCAGGUUCUUGGCAUUUUCUUAAAUGACAGUAGGCGAGGAUGGGUGACAGGGGAGCUCAGCAGCCUUCCUCUGUCCUGUGGCCAUCACAGGUCGGAAAGGCUGGAGAGAUUAAACAGUGAGCCCUCGGCA